UCCUCCUGGCCCCUCCUUGGGGUCACAGGUGUGCGCCAGCACCCUGGGGCUAGUUCAGUGCCUCCCAGCGGCGCACACAUCUGCCAGCGAGGAAACAAGUCACACAUCGUGUGGCAGCUCUGUGUCAUGUGAAGUCUUCACACCUCGCGACUCCCUGGCUGGUGGUGCUGGUGCCAGGCUCUCAGCUCUGCUGGAGAGCGCAGCUCUGUGACUCGCUCGUGGUUUCAGAUGUGGGCGGCCCGUGAGCCUGCCGGGAGGCUCGCGUCACUGCCUGCUGCAGUUAUCUUCUGGGUCGGGUGAGGGGCUUGGUGCUCUCCGUGGAACAGUCAGUACCGGGUCACCUCCGGGCUGGGGGUGCCUGAGACUCUCGAUGGCGCUGGGCAGAUUCUUCUGGGAAGGUUGGACCUUGGAGAGUGAGGCCCUGAUCCGAGAUGUGGGCACCUGGCUCCUGCUCUGUACCUGCGUCUGUCGGGGAGUCUCUGUCCCAGAGGAGGGAGGAGGGGCAAGGGCUGAGACUUUCACCUGCCUCAACAACUACAUCCUCAGGAUUGAGUGUCACUGGUCUGCCCCAGGGUCCGGUCAGGGCUAUGGCCCCUGGCUCCUCUUCACCAGCAACCAGGCACCUGGCAGCAAGCACAAGUGCAUCUUCCAGGGUCGCACGUGCACGGUGGUGCUGCCGCCCGAGGAGGUGCUCCUGCCCUCCGACAACUUCACCAUCACCUUCCAUCACGGUGUCUCGGGGAAGGAGCGGGUCAGCCUGGUGGAAUCGCAGUACCUGCCCCGGAGACAUGUGAAGCUGGAUCCUCCCACUGACUUGCAGAGCAACACGAGCUCGGGCUCCUGUGUCCUGACCUGGAGUAUGAGUCCUGCCCUGGAGCCCAUGGCCUCACUCCUCAGCUAUGAGCUGGCCUUCAAGAAGCAGGGAGAGGCCUGGGAGCGGGCCCAGCGCAAGAACCACAUCGUUGGGGUGACCUGGCUCGCCCUUGAAGCCACCGAGUUGGACCCUGGCUCCACUUACGAGGCCAGGCUGCGUGUCCAGAUGGCCACGCAGGAGGGGGACACGGCCGAGGAGUGCCACGAGGGCCAGUGGAGCCAGUGGAGCCAGCCCGUGUGCUUCCGCGUUCCGCAGCUGCAGGCCCUGCCCGCAGGUCUCUUGAUUUCAUCUGAGAGAUGGCCAGAGACCAGCCUUGUUGCUGUGACCAUCUUUCUUCUGCUGUCUGGACUGACCUGCCUCCUGUUCAAGCUGUUACCCAGGAUGAAGAGAACUUUCUACCAGAACGUGCCCUCGCCAGCCACGUUUUUCCGGCCCCUCUACGCUGUGCACGGUGGGAACUUCCAGACCUGGGCAGGGACCCAUGGGGCUGGUCCGCAGCCGACCCAAGACUGCGACGGCCUCCCACAGGGAACCUCAGAGUCCAGCAUGUGGGAGGCCAUUGUCCUGCUCACUGAGGGCCCAGCAUGGCCCUGGCAGCCCACAGGCCUGGAGGACAAAGACAACCCUGGACCUGGCCUCCCAGAGUCCUUGAGCUCGGAGGUGGUGCUGCCAGCAGGGUGUGCGGAACUGGGGGAGCAGCCGUCUCCCUAUCUGCCACAGGAGGUUUGGGCCCCCACGUCCUCCACCAGACCAGCUCACCCAGACUCAGAGGAUGGCAGUGCUGGUUACUGUGUCCUGGACUGCUACGGGGAUUGCCACCCCUCAGCCCUCCCGGGAAAUAUGCAGAGUCCCAUGCCCAUCCCGCCCUUGGCCUGUGGCCUUCCCUGUGUCCAGCAGGGUUUGGAUGCCCAGCAGAGAGGUGCCUGUGAGGGAGCUGCUCAUAGUCAGGGUCAUGGGCUGCCCGAGGACCUCUAGGGAGUUCUGCUGCCUCCUGCUCUGGGCACGCCAUGGGCUGGGUCCUGGGAGUCUAGAACCCUGACUCACCCAUAUGCAUCAUGUCCAUUUUGGGAAAAAUGGGCCAAAAGCCCUGGACUGACCCGUAGCUGGGACCGGACCUCCCGAGAAGGGGAAACGUACAGGGACAAGAGGCACCCCGUCCGGAUGGAGGCUCCUCACCGCCUUUGCUCGUCCCAGCAUCCAACAGCAGCUUUCCCUCCCUCCUCUGCCCUUCCUGCUCUGCCGAGGGACCCAGGUGAGACACCCUGCCGGUGGGCCAUCCUCUUUCUGUGCUUCUGGUGGCACCUUUCACACGGAGGUUGAAAGGCGCAUCUCGUCUGUUCAAACUUGGAUGGCUGGGGUAGGGAUUGGAGAUGAGAGGGCUGGAAAACCCACCCCUGGGCUUUCUGGGCUCCAAGAACAGCAAGGAGAAGGGAGCUCAGUGUGACCCCAAGGGAACGACUCCGACUGUGAUGGUCCUUGGAGGCCAACCUCUUCCCCUCCCUGACUUCACCCUUCUGGGAGGCGGAGAGCUCCGGAAGUUGGGUGGGAGGUGGCCACUGGGUGUGGCCACUGGGUGUGGCCCCGGCCUUUGAAGAGCCUUGCUUUCACCCCCACCCUCCUGUGCAGUGCACUUGGGGAGACUGCUGUGGUCUGGGGAGGGGUGGAUAGAGCAGAAUGUGCCUGUGUUGUUUUCCUAGAGCUGCUCUAAAAAAAUACCACAAACUGGGUGGCUAAAAACACAAGUCACAGUUACUCUGGUGGGUUUGCCUUUAUAGGUUAUUUUCUCUCAUUUCUUCCCUCUUUCUUUCUUGCUUACUUCCCUAACAGCUUUUAGUAUUUUCUCCUUUUUUUGAAUUUCUGGAAUUUUGCUUACGAUUUGUGGAGAGGUUCUUCUCUGGCCGUGGGUAUUUGGAGCUCUGUGGGCCUGUUAUACUUGAAUGCUGAAUUAUUUGCCUAGAUUUGGAAAUUUUUCUGCUAUGAUUUCAGAGAACACAUUUUUUAUA
This is a messenger RNA of Fukomys damarensis (Damara mole-rat), 2877 nucleotides long. RefSeq names its product interleukin 9 receptor (gene Il9r). Gene Ontology annotation, biological process: cytokine-mediated signaling pathway; immunoglobulin mediated immune response. The coding region runs from base 371 to 1849 and encodes 492 amino acids. Gene Ontology annotation, molecular function: interleukin-9 binding; interleukin-9 receptor activity. The transcript has 9 exons. NCBI's taxonomy places the organism in Eukaryota, Metazoa, Chordata, Mammalia, Rodentia, Bathyergidae. The record is from RefSeq and is a predicted model, not a curated record. Gene Ontology annotation, cellular component: membrane; external side of plasma membrane.